CAGCAAUUGGAUUUUGGUUUCCUGCUUUAUAUAUCAUUUGCUGUGACGUGACUGGUAAACAACCAAGAACAUUAAAAGAACUGUGUGCAGGAGUUGGUGAAACAAAGGCAGGCGAGGAAAGAUACAAUCAGCAUCUAGAGUGGAAACAGCUGAAACUGAUUCAAACAUUUCUAACUCAUUCUGCAUCAUAAGAAAUUCAGCAUGUUGCACAACGUUGUCUCUUCGUGCCUCCUGUCUGCCUUUAUCAUGAUUUUGGUAUUAUGUGUGUCUAAUUCCAGUGGUAAGAAGCAAUUAUCAUUACAAUGAUUUUUUUUAAUUUUUAUUAUUACAACCAAUAUAUACCGGUAUAUGUUUUACUUAUUUGUUUGCAGAGAUUACAAUGUGACUAUUUUCAUAGAAAUUUAUAUGCAAGUCUUUGUUUAUUCUAUUAUUUUGGAUAAUGGCAAAAUUCUUUAAAUAAAUUAGAUCACAUUUUGCGAUUCAAGGGGUUAGUUAUUAAAAAAACAAGAGACUGCGAAUUGUAAAAAAAACUUGUCAGCACAGAAAAGUUGUAAUUAUUUCCUAAAUCAUUCCUUUUUUUAUCUAACUCUGAUUUACAAAUUUUAUAUCGCAGGUCUUGAUGCAUUUCAUUUUAUUUAUUUAUUGUUUAGUUUAUUACAUUUUAUGACAUUUUGGCUUCUUUGCUCAUUAACAUUGUUUAUUACAUUGUUGGAAAAGCUGUUGAGUUUGGGAUUUACAGUUUCUAAACAACACUAGCAGUCAUGACUUGGAAUUUGCAGCAAUCUGCUCCCGAAAGCAUUCACAGAUCACAUAACACAGACAAAGAUAUUUAACAAGUAAUCCAACAGAAGAGAUAACCAUAAUGUUUUAUGUCCACAUAAAAUAGACAGUUACUUUUUCAAAAAGUUCUGCAAUCUAAUGCACACUGAAAAAUAGAAAUAUCAGUAGUUUUAUCAUUAAAGCUAUUACUUGGAAUGUGAAAAAAAAAACUUUGAAAUAUCACUUACUAACUAUUUUUUCUAAAUGUAUCUUCUAAUCUUUUUAAUUCUUGUAUUUUCAUUAUAUGUGACAUCAUAUAUUUUUGUGCUGCAAAUUCAUAAUAAUUAUUAUAUAACAUUGUGUACAGUAGGUGCACAAGUACUCUAAUAAUAAUCCAGGAACAAUGCAGAUAAAAUAACAUGAAAAAUCUAUUAACCACUGUGGGUGCAGAAUAAAAGUCAUUUGAUACUUUCGUAUCAUCUAAAAAACAUGUGUGCACUAGUUUAGACUUAACAGUCAAAUGAUUGCUUCCAACUACAUGUGCAAUGUUUUAUUCACAGGACUAUGUUUAUUAGACCACUUUUGAUUUUGUGUAUGAUGCUAAUCUUCAUUUGAUCAAUGGUUUUGUAUCUAUCUGCAGAAGCUGAAUUGCGUUGUCAGUGUGCAACAACAUCAUCAGACCUUGUGCACAAGAAACAUAUUGAAAAAUUUGAGAUCAUCAUCAGUGGUCCUCACUGUCCAAGAAAUGAAAUUAUGUAAGUAUUUAAUGACUCUUGGAAUACUGAACUAUUUGUGUUUUUCGUUCAAUAAUUACCAAGUCCUAGAACACAAUAUUUUUGCGUUACGUUAGCAGAGUUACCAUCAUAUCAGCCUAUUUCCUGAUACUGCUCCACUUAGAAAAUACAUAACCUUAAUUUGCUAGUAAAUUAAGCGGACACACAGCCUGCAGUUGACACCUCCUGCCUUAGAAGAAUAAUAUAGGCACCAAAACCACAUCUUCUCAAUGAAUUGGUCCGGUGUGCCAUGUCCUCCCUGUUUUAUCCCUGCAGCUAAAAACAAACGUCACUGUUCUGCAGCAACAGCAAUGUUUUCUUUACAAUGUUUAAAUACCUCUAGGUGCUGGCACUCAGACAGUCAUUAGUGAUGUUUUCGAUUAAAUAGCAGCGUAAAACUCUGUUAUUUCUAUCAUACGUACAGUAUGAUUGAUCUGGUUAGCACAGUGAUACCUUUUGAUUCACUAGCCUCCCAAUGUUUUCCGCAAAGAAAGUAUUGGAUUGGCUCAGAUCAUAAGUCUCAAUGAUCUCAGCCAAAGAAGUGGUGUUGCAUACCUGAGUCCAGCUUUGCCAGGGAGUAGACAUAAGUAAACUCACCUUUUUAACACUUGCAGUGGGGGAGGUUACCUAAAAGAUUACUAGGGCACUAUAGUGUCAAGAAUCCACACUUCUAUUACUACUGCUACAAUGUUCCUUUUUUAUUCACUUUUUAAAAACAUAGGAUAUCAACUUCACACAGCUCUCAGAGGGAGUGCUGAUCAGAUUAGUAUCUCGGCACUAAAUCAUCAGUUACAUUCAUGUCAAGAAAUUAAUGAAACACCACUCCAAAUAAUGAAUUUACUAGAUUGCAACAUUUGCAUUUUGUUCAUCAAAUUAAACAGACGAAUGGCAGUUACUGAAUAUAAAAAUGUUUGACAGUAAUAUAACAAAUGUAUUACAUUUUGUUUUAGUGUUAUUUUAAAGAAUAAGAAGCAGUAUUGCCUGGAUCCAGAAGCUAAACGAGUAAAGAAAUUGAUGAAUGCUCUUAAGAAAAGGUAUCUCUCUACAAUUUGAAUAGUCUAUGAUUAUUUAUUAUUAUUAUUAUUUAUAUAGCAUCAUCAGAUUCCUGUACAAUGGUAAUCUGGAUAUGUAUGAAUGUGGGUUUAUUGCCUAGACAUAGUGAAUGUUCUAUAAUUAAUAAAAUGCUUAAUAUAGAAGUGAAAUGUUGAUGCAAUAAAUGCAGAAAGGAAACAAAAAUUAGGACGUAGUGGCAUGUUAUGCUCCUAAAAUAUGUAAUUUGAUAGCUGUCAAACAAUCUCAAUUCUGGCAGAUUUUAACCCAGAUUAGUAGAUCUAUAUAAGAUUAUGUUGCAUACAUGUUGAUUCCUUUGCAAUUCUAUUGAUUCAUGUAACAAUCUAGAUACUAAGAAGAAAUGUAGUGAACGAUCGUCCUAUUUAAACACAAGUUAUGAGGCACCUAUGUUAGGGAAUGGUGUUUAUCCCAGAAGCUUGUUGACUAAUGUAAACAAGUGAAAUGAUGUCAAUGCUUAACAGCAAUAAGCAUUGCAAUUAUCUGUGAUGUGUAUUAAUUAUAUGAUUCUACCACAUAAAUCAACAGCAAUUGGUUUCAAAAAUUAUAAACACAAGUGCCCGUGUGACAAUAGCAUGUGUUUGCAUGAUAAGAAAACUUACUAUCUUUUUAAAUGAUAUCAUAUAUAAAAAAAAUAAAAAUAAAAUAUAUGAAAUAUAUAAUAAUGGUAAAAUAGUAAUAUCAAUAGUAAAAUAUUACAAUAUUUUUCAAAAUAUUAAGUUAUUUUAAAAGUAUAUCCAAAAUAUUAAAUUGAGGCCUUAUUUGGAAGUGAGACUCUCACGUAAAACUUCCUCAGUUAUUCCUAUACCACAGUCCAAUGCAUUAAAUGUCCAACAUAUACCCUAUUUUGCUGCCACAAAUGGGAAAUUUAUCUGUGGGCAUCACCUCCCACCUAUUUAAAUAAACAAAACAAAGCUACUGUGUAAACAAAUAGAAAUUACAGAUAAAUUUAAUUUACUCAUCUGAGUGUUUUCCAUCAUUGAAUUUAGAUGACUUGCAUAUGCUUGAUUAGCAAUAUAGGUGAAUAUUAUAUAUAGUUUUUUAUAAAUGUAAAUACAUGUAUUAUGAUGAUUAAAGAUUGUGGGUUAUCCUUUUAAAAGGUUCGUUGUAAAGCAAACUCUUCCAUCAAAAAUUCUGUUUUCCAUUUGUUAAGAUGCAUAGCAGGGAUACACAAAUCAAAGUGACUCCAUGCUGUGUCUGCUAUAUGACCUGAUGUGUGUACUGUUUACUUUACAGUUAACACUGUCUAAGGAUACCACUAGAAAUUAUCUGCCCGGAACCAACAAGUAGUUUCAAUAAAAAUACUAUACUGUUAAACAUAUUGAAUUGUACGACAUAUUGUCCUUUUUUGGCAUAUAUAAGAGAGAGAGAAAAUCCAGGAAAAUAAGGGUAUUUUCUUUCAGAAUAUCAAAUGUAUACAAAAUUAAAUAUCUUAUUAUAAUAACCAUGUUAUUCUUAAUGUAAGUAAUUUUCCAUAGAUCGGAAUUUGGAAAUUGUUUAUGGUCCUAGAUAAUAAGUUUGGAAAAUUUACAUCAAUAUAUAAAGGUUUCACUUACACGAACCUUUGUAGAUAAUAUAUAAAGAAUGGAUUGUGAUUUAAUUGUACAAUAGCCAGCUGGACUAACCUUGCCUUUUUUUUUUCUAUUUUUUUUCUAAAUUUUGUAGGCCAUUUUCCAGAAAUUGCAGAAAUAGCUCCUGUGCUCCUACAUGGCCUGACAACAUUAAUUUGUAAACUUAAUUUUUGUAUCAACUGUACUACAGAUCUGGCAUAUUGAAUACAAAUGACUGUUUAAAAAUACAGAAGAACAAAUUAUGCUUGGUGUAAUAACUGGUCCUUUUACGUAGGAUGAUAUCAAAGCAAGAAAUGAAAUAAUAUUUUAUUUCUGUGUAUAUGUAUGAAUGCAUCCGAUAUUCAUGGUGCGAUGUGUAAGUGAUUUAUAGAGUAAGAUCUCAUUGCAGAAGUCGAAGUGUGUUGUCAUUGUAUAAAAUCAGUCUAUUUUGUAGUGUUGAAAAUGGCAUACAGUGUUCUAUUUUAUUUUUAUAAUGUUUAUAUUGUAGUGUAAAACAUGUAUACUAUGUUUUAAUAUUUCAAAAUGAAAUGUUUUCUUUUUUAAAUUUCAUACAGGUUUUAUUGCAAUGUCUUGUAAUAUAAAAACAGAUCAAGUAAAAUGCUUAAAAGGUGCAGACACUGUUUACAUGGAAGGGUUAAAUACAUCUCUAAUGGCUGUUGGUAGGACAGCCACUAGAAACAUUUUCGCAGCACUGACAGAGUAAAACCCGGUCACGUGACGCAGAACCCCCUAAAGGAAAGUAUUCGUUUAAUGCUUUCCUGUAGGGAAGCUUGAAUGUGUGUACAGUGAUUGUUGUGCAUGCACAUUAGGUUUGCAAUGCUUCUCUAUGAGAGGCAUUGGAUUGGACCAAUGAGGAGGAGGCUAUGACUCCUCCGUGACGGUGUGGAAGGCAGAGAGGAAAGCAGCACUGAGGGAGCCCCAGCACUAUAAGUUAAGUAAAAAAAAAAGUUACUUUUUUUUUUUUUUUUUAUUACAAAUGGGUUGGGGCAUUUCUGUAAAACAAGGGAGAGGGACACUAUAAUAUUAGGAAUAUAGGGUUUGUAGUGUUCCUUUAAUGCAAAGUUAUGUUUAUUGUAAAAGGCCUUACUUUGCUGAGACGCCAUUUUAUUUUUUUAAUACACUUUUUAAAGGAUAUCAUAAAAUAGUAAUAUCAAUAGUAAAAUAUUAUAAUAUUUUUCUAAUUAAAUAAUUUUAAAAGUAUAUCCAAAAUAUUAAAUUGAGGUCUUAUUUGGAAAUUAGACUCUCACCUGAAACUUCCUUAGUUACUCCACAGUCCAAUGCAUUAAAUGUCCAACAUAUACCCUAUUUUGCUGCCACAAAUGUGCAAUUUAUCUGUGGGCAUCACCUGUGGGCAUCACUGUGUACUGUUUACUUUACAGUUAACACUGUCUAAGGAUACCACUAGAAAUUAUCUGCCCGGAACCAACAAGUAGUUUCAAUGAAAAUGCUAUACUGUUAAACAUAUUGAAUUGUACGACAUAUUGUCUUCUUUUUGCAUAUAUAAAAGAGAGAAAAUCCAGGUAAAUAAGGGUAUUUUCUUUCAGAAUAUCAAAUGUAUACAAAAUAUUUUUAUUAUAAUAAUCAUAUUAUUCUUAUUGUAAGUAUUAGUAAUAUUAAUAUGAGUUUUAUUAUAAAAGUGCAUGAACACAUGUUUAAUAGUUCACAUAACAUGUUCAUGCACUAGUGUGUGAGAGGAGGUCUCAUUAAAGGGGCACAGAAACAACUUUAGUGUAUCUUAUAGCUUUUAUGCUCCAUAGCAGGCUGUGUGUUCGUUCUAAAAUGUGCAUAUUUUGAAAAAAUACACUAAAUAAAUGUUUUGUUUAACUCUGUCUUACCAUUUAAUAAAAUGUUAUAAAUCAUUUGAGGUAACUGUCUGCUUUUAUGUGGUUCUCCAAUUUACUUUACAUUUAUAUUAAAGAGCUCUAUAGGGUCAGGAACACAAACCUGUAUUCCUGACCAUUUAGUGUUAAAGAAAAGUAUCUAGCCCCCCUGACUCCUCCACUUGCACCCUUAAACAUGGUAAAAUCUUUCCUUUAUUCCAGUCUGCUGGUGCUGGCUAUCCUGCUGAUCUUCCUCCUUGGCUGACAUAAUCAGAAGUGGUAAUUUCAGCCAAUCACAAUGCUUUCCCAUAGAAAAACAUUGGAUGUUGUCAAGAAGGCAGAUCCAGCACAAGCCAAACACAGCCCUGGCCAAUCAGUAUCUCUUCAUAAAGAUGCUUCAUGCAGGAAGCAGUCUCUUACAACCAUAAUGCUGGCUAAGAAUCAGGGUAGAUAUAGCCCACGACAUCUGGAGAGCCACAAGUUACCUACCCAAGUUCGUAUACAGUGAUUAUGGCAACUCAGAACCAUAGGCUGUUGUCUGCAUGCCAUAACACUCAGUCUGCAUUACUUUGAAGCGUGGAGGGGUGGAUGAAGAUCUGGAGGUGAUACAAUCUGGAAUUGGGACUGCCUCUCUCUGCUGGCCAGCAUGUGGUGUUGGUUAAAUCUUGCAUAAUGCCCAGUGUUUUGCUUGUGACAUGUCUCACUCGUGUUUCAUAGCGCCCAGUGUUAUAGUACCAAUUAUAACUGUUCAAUGUACUGCUUACUUCUACUCACAUUUUUACAUGAUUGCAGUCCUGGGUCAUAUUCCAUUAGUAUCACUUUAUUGUGUUAUCGCUAUUUACUUAAUGUCUCUGAGUGAUGUGAUGCUAUAUGUCUUACCUAGGCAGUGUACAUUUUCCUAUCGUUUAUUGUUAUAUUUUACAUUAUUCAAUUAUGCUCUCAUAUUAAGGAGUUGUUACCACAGCACUUCUGUUGAUUAUACUUAUGUCAUAACUCCUUUUUCAUUUAUUUCUGUAAUGUUUCAUUAAUUUGCCUCAAUAAAAAGAAAGAUUGACAAAACAAAAAUGUUUUAGUCCAUGCAAGGACUUUUAUUGAGAUGGCAAAAAAUGUCUACAUCAAUUGUGGUACACAGCUGAUACAUAGGUGAAAAAGGCUGUCAUUAUUUGCAAAAAUAUCAAACAUUAUAAUAAAGAAGAGUGCAAUAUAACAAACAAUUGAAUAAACCAAAUGUGACUAAACCAAAACCUACAGUAGAUAUGCUGAUUCUGCAGAGACAUGUGAAAUAGUGCUACAGUAGGGUACAUAGUAGAGUCAUAAACUAUUAGGGAUGUGCAUGGGCAAAAAAUUUGGUUUGGUUCGGCACUUCCAAAAUUCGGGACUUUGGCAAUCCGGGACUUCGGUUCAGUUCGCCAAUCUGAAAUUCUGGACUUUGGCAAUUCGGGACUUCGGCACUUUGGCAAUUCCCUAACCUAUCUCCAACCCUAACCCUACCCCUAACCCUAGUAGGGGUGGGGUUAGAUUCCUGUCAUAAUUCCCUUAAUUUUCCCCUCCCUCUCCGGUUUUGCCACUUUUCAGAAAUCCGAAGCACUUCAGUGUCACGGCAAGGGUGUAUAAUUUAUUAUUACACUAUGGAAUAUCCUCCUUUAAUGUAAUUUGUGUAGUAAAUGGCACAAAUUACAGAGAUGCUAUUGCUGAGGUCAACAGGGGUUACAUCUUUUGAAGCUGGGACCCCCACAGAGGUCAGAUGACAGAAGGGGUAGUAUGAAUGGCAUAGGAAUGUGAAAAGGAUUUUACUAUAUGGAUGUGAAGUAAUCAAGGCUCUGCAAGGUGUGAGGUUCUACACUUGGAAAAUGUCUGAAUGUCUCUUUAUCCAUUUGGCAUGUACCUUGUAAAGGAUAGUUCAAUCAUUUGAAAUGGUAAUGGGAUUAGUUUCAUGAAGAUCCUUGUGUUCCAGUAUCUUAUCCAAGUGAAACAUUAAUACUUACCCACAGGUUAAUAAUUAAGCCUCAUUUUUAGUAUAUUUGGAAUGGGACAAGCCCAAUCUUUUAAUUAAGCCUAAACAUGAGUUGCACAACUUAAAACGUGUGGCAGGACUUGUGAUGUCUGUCCUAUUGGAUUGUGGGCGGGGCGUGCAACAUGUCUUUAGAAUGGGAACACAAUAACAAAUUCAUAGAGGCAAUUAUUAUUUCUGUGGCAAGUACAGUAGAGGAGAUAAAACCAAAAGUUUGUAUGUGGCUUGUUUUCUGGAACAAAGGAGGUGGUCACUUAGUAUCCCUAUUGCUCCACCCCUGGGUGAGGCGUGGCAAUUCACAGGGUAUAUCUCCUUUGAUCCUGAAGGGUGUUUGUGCACUUGCUUGGGGCCAAGAUCUAAUUUUGAGUGAGCCACCAUCUUUCCUUGCCAGAGACCCCCUGGACAGAAGUUGUACUUUGAAAACCUAAGUGAGUAAUUAGGACUUCUGUAUUUUAUCCUUUUUGUUUUUAUCUGUUGUUGGUGUUAAUAAUUUGUUUAUCGUAUAUUUGUAUAUGCACUGUGACC
Pelobates cultripes (western spadefoot toad) is the source of this 8527-nucleotide messenger RNA. NCBI's taxonomy places the organism in Eukaryota, Metazoa, Chordata, Amphibia, Anura, Pelobatidae. The record is from the annotation of a GenBank genome assembly.